Molecule: messenger RNA, 4103 nt
Organism: Trifolium pratense (red clover)
Lineage: Eukaryota; Viridiplantae; Streptophyta; Magnoliopsida; Fabales; Fabaceae
Product: pentatricopeptide repeat-containing protein At2g16880-like
Exons: 4
Coding region: 782-3070 (762 amino acids)
Molecular function (GO): protein binding
Source: RefSeq, a predicted model, not a curated record
UAUUAAAAUUUAAAAAACCCUAAAAAAAUAAUAUCAGCACAGCAGUUCCAUAAUAAAAUCGAGAAAACAAGUUGAAGGUGCAACGACUCAAGUUUGGCCGUAAAAAAGCAGAAGCCGGAAAACACAGCCGAAGUUGGUCACCGGCCGCCAAAAACGGUGAGAAAAUCCAGGUUUUAUUUCUUCUUCUUCUCGAGCUUCCUUCCACUCUGCACCGUGAUUGCGCGCUAAAGCGCCGCAAUUGAAAACAGCUUUUGAAAUUCCCUUCUUUUAGGUUUUUUGCUUCUGAUUAUGACCCUGUUUUGUUAGGCUUUUCACUUCCUUUUAUUCCUGUCGAUUGCACAUUUGAGUGACACGUGGAAAAAGUAAAUCAAACGGCUGAGAUUAAAUCGUUACAUUGUUUUUAAUUAAUAAUAAUGAAAAAAAGGGCUUGUCUUCGUCUUCUUUCUCUGAAAGACUGAAACAAUACAGUUCAUCUUCUCCGUCUUCCUCUUUCCGCCGUUGCUGCCGUCUCCACCACCGCCCACGUCGCCCGUCCUAAAAGCGGUGUUCUUACUCUCUUCUGCUACACAGCGGCGUUCUUCUUCCUUUUACACGCCGCCUUGCUGUCUCACCGUCGUCUUCUAAAUCGCUCCACCUCUUUCAAUUCACUUUCUCUUUUCCCUGAUUCAGUGUUGCUCCUCUGGUUUACCAUAGUUAUUCAUCAUUAACGUUCCUCACUAUAUUUCUCUGUUUCCCUCAAACGACUGUUGACGGCGAAUAAGACAGUUGAAAGUGGAAGAAGAUGAUGAACCCAAACAUCGGCACCGAUGGUAAAGAACAGAAACUAAUCCAAAUCAUAACAACAAUGCUAUUAACCAAUCACAAUAAUCCACAACAACCUAAUCUUCAACCUUUCAUCCCUCACUUCACUCUCCCAAUCAUAAUCUCAAUCCUUUCAUUCAAACCACUUCAUUCUCAUCCCAAAACCCUAAUUCCAUUCUUCAAAUGGUUCCAAUCAAACGCACCUUCAUCUCUCUCUCAUUCCCCUAAACCACUUCUCACUAUCCUCCCUCCACUUCUCUCUCGCCGUCAAUUUGCAGCCGCUAAAUCCCUCCUCCUUGAUUUCAUCACUUCCGAUCACCCUCGUCAUACUCUCCAUCACCAUCUCAUUCGCGCCGAUCAUUCUGUCCCGAAACCACUUCUUGAUACUUCAGUAUCUGCUUAUGUUCACUCUCAACAGCCUGAACUUGCUUAUCAGAUUUUCAACAAAAUGAAACGCCUUCGUUUUCGACCGAAUUUGCUUACUUGUAAUACUCUGCUCAAUGCUCUUGUUAGGUCUAAUUCUUCUCACUCUGUUAAUUUGUCAAGACAGGUUUUUAAGGAUUCUGUUAAGCUUGGUGUUCAACCUAACAUUAAUACUUUUAAUAUUUUGAUUUAUGGUUAUUGUUGUGAUAAUAAAUUUGAUGAAGCCUUUCGGUUGAUUGAUCAAAUGGGGGAAUAUGGUUGUUGUCCUGAUAAUGUUACUUAUAAUACUGUUUUGAAUGUUUUGUGUAAGAGAAGUCAGUUGAGUAAAGUUAGGGAUUUGUUGCAUCAAAUGAAGAGUAGUGGUCUUGUUCCUAAUAGGAAUACUUUUAAUAUUUUGGUUCAUGGGUAUUGUAAGAUGAAAUGGUUGAAAGAAGCUGCUGAGGUUAUUGAAUUGAUGACUGCGAGUGAUAUGUUACCUGAUGUUUGGACUUAUAAUACUAUGGUUAGAGGUUUGUGUGAUGAGGGUAAGAUUGAUGAGGCUGUUAAGCUUAGAAUUGAGAUGGAGAAUUUGGGAUUGGUUCCUGAUGUUGUUACUUAUAAUACUUUGAUUGAUGGGUGUUUUGAGCAUCGGGGUUGUGAUGCGGCGUUUAAGUUGGUAGAUGAAAUGAAGUUGAGGGGAGUCAAGGAGAAUGCUGUGACUCAUAAUAUAAUGGUUAAGUGGUAUUGUAAGGAAGGUAAGAUUAAUGAGGCAAGCAAUGCAAUGGUGAAGAUGGCGGAAAGUGGGUUUCCUCCGGAUUGUUUUACUUAUAACACGAUGAUUAAUGGUUAUUGUAAAGCUGGAAAAAUGGGAGAUGCUUUUAAGAUGAUGGAUGAGAUGGGAAGGAAGGGUUUGAAAACAGAUACUUUUACUCUUAACACCAUAUUGCACACUUUGUGCUUGGAGAAGAAGCUAGAUGAUGCAUACGAUCUGAUCCUAAAUGCAAGGAGGCGAGGUUAUAUUCUUGAUGAGGUAACUUACGGAACUCUAAUCAUGGGGUAUUUCAAGGAUGAACAAGCAGAUAGGGCAAUGAAGCUUUGGGGUGAGAUGAAGGAAAAAGGGAUUCUUCCCACUAUUGUCACUUAUAACACUGUAAUCAGAGGGCUGUGUCUGUCUGGGAAAACUGAUCAAGCUGUAGAUAAAUUGAACGAGCUUUUAGAGAAGGGUUUGGUCCCCGAUGAAGCUACUAGUAACAUAAUUAUUCAUGGUUACUGCUGGGAGGGAGUGGUAGAGAAAGCAUUUCAGUUCCAUAACAAAAUGGUAGAACACUCUUUGAAACCAGAUAUUUUCACAUGUAAUAUUCUUCUCCGAGGACUUUGCAGAGAGGGUAUGUUGGAGAAAGGUCUUACCCUAUUUAACGCAUGGGUCUCUAAAGGGAAGCCCCUUGACACUGUUACCUAUAACAUUAUAAUAUCCUCGUAUUGCAAAGAAGGCAGACUUGACGAUGCUUUUGACCUUGCGACUGAAAUGGAGGGGAAAAAUUUAGAGCCUGACCGGUAUACCUACAAUGCUAUUGUGAGUGGGCUUAUUAAUGCUGGUAGAACCGAGGAAGCAGAGAAAUGGGUGUCGGAACUUGCAGAGAAAGGUAAAGAUGUGAAAACUCCAGACAUUUCUCCAGAGGUUGGUACAAGUGAUAUGAUGUACUCAGAGCAAAUAAGUAGUUUGUGUACUCAGAGGAAGUACAAAGAAGCAAUGAAACUGUUUCAACAGGCAGAGCAGAAAGGAGUCAGUUUAAGUAAAUAUACAUAUAUAAAGCUAAUGGAUGGACUUUUAAAGAGGCGAAAAAGCAUAUCAAAGGCUGCCAGAUAAGAUUGACGCAAUAAUUUUCUCGCUCUCACUCACAACUCUCAUUCCAAAGCACUCGAUCUGAACGCUCACAACUCUUGCCUCGUCCUCUCCUGUGUGGAUCUUCAGCUCAGGUUCGGUGCUCUCCAUUUUUCCAAUGUAGUCAAUCAUCUUGUUUUUUCUUUAGUACACUUUCUCUUCAUCCAUAAGUAGUUGCAAAAUACGAGAAAUUUAAUUGGAGCCUAAACUAAGACUAAGUCGUUUUGAUGCCGAGGAUAAUUUUGCAUUGCUUGUAUAUUUUAAUCAGGAAAGUACUGCAACUUAACUGGGACUUGGUCUUCUGAAAAAUAAAUGUCAAAAAGAUAAAUAAGAAGUAAGGUUAAUAUUAUUCUAUGCCUUAAUAGAAUCAGAGUGUUAAAGGAUGACAACACCGGGGUAAAAGUCACCUGUCAAUGACAAAAGAUUGUGGUUCUCUUAAAUUUUCUUACAAUACUAAUUUGUAGUUAGUACUAGUUUUGUCAAAUAGCGGCUAUACUAGUGGCAGUAUAACCUACAACAUGGCGGAAUUUGAACAAAUCGCUAAUGUUCAUGUAUACGCUAUUUAGUUCAAAGUGUUGUCAAAUAGUAGUUGCAGUACCGCUAUAGCACUGUACCUCUAUUGAUAACUUUGUUGUAGUUGUAGAACUUGAUUGUCUGCCUAUAGGAGUUUGAACUUUUAUUGAACAUGGUCCUCUUAUCACUAAUUUUGUUGAAUCUCUUACAUAGAAUAAGAAUAGUUGAAUAGUGUGUGUAAUGUGUACUUUUUUGAAACUUGAAAGAAUUAGAAUGAAUAAAUUAUUUUUUACAUUCCACCCAUGCAAACACUCAUAUAUAUAUAUAUAUAUGUCUUUGUUAAAUGUUUGAUUGUUCUGCUGUUUUAGUUGAUAGGGUUGGAGAUCUAUAUACUGGUUCUUGAUUUGCUGUGUGAUUAUAGCUUGAGUAGGAAUGUUUGUGAUGUGAGUUUACGAAUAUUUCAUAUGUUUUUAAUUUUAAUACUUAAAUAAAGAUUUUAUGAUCG